Racocetra persica is the source of this 391-nucleotide messenger RNA. The record is from the annotation of a GenBank genome assembly. Lineage: Eukaryota; Fungi; Glomeromycota; Glomeromycetes; Diversisporales; Gigasporaceae.
AUGGUUUUACGAAUAAGUAUCGAAAUUUAUACUCAUAGUAUAGAUAUACCAGUCCAAAUUGGGUUGACAAUGAAAAAACAAGAGUACGAAAUGAAAGCCUUUAGAACCGUACCAACCUACUUCACUGUUCGAGUUUCAUCCACGGAUACUACGUAUCAACGACCGUUUAGAGUGUUAAUAAAAAUCGACGGAAUCUCACCACCAAAUUAUCCACCAAUCGACCUCUAUGGAGUGGAAAAAAAACAGCAAAACUAUGUAGUAAAUAACAAUCCUCAACUGGUUGGUGCGAUAUCAGCGUAUUUUUAUCCCACGGUUUCUGCUCAAAUAAAAUCUAGUUUUCCUGUUGCACUGUUGCAUUUGCAUUAUCGAUCAGUUGAUGAGUUGAGACAGU